AUGUCCUCGUUGGUCACGGCUGGUUACGGCCACGUUGGUCAUGGACCACCAGAGUUCUCGUUGCUCAUGGCGAAUUUUUUGCCCGACCACCACUCCAUGGGUCACCACUCCAAAUCGGUCCCAAACUUGACAAAAUUGGAAAUCUUGAAAUUGGAUAGCAAUAGCUUGGAAGGUGUUUUUGAAGCAGGAAUACACAGGCUUCCUUCUAUCACAACCAUAGGCCUCAGUAGGAAUUCAAUCCACGGACGGAUACCUUCUCAGGUGGGAAAUGUUGCUAAUGCACAGUUUCUUAAUAUCGAUCUUUCUUGGAACCAUCUUUUUGGUGAAAUCCCUGAAUCUGUUUCACGUUUGCAUGGAAUUGAUUUGUCCUUCAAUAAUUUGGAGGGCCACAUUCCACCUGACGUGUGGCUUAGAUUUGGGAGAGAAUCGUUCCUUGGGAAUCUCAAUUUACAUCUUCCAACUACACCCACGAUUGAUGUGGAAAUUGUUUACCAUGUAUUCUUUGUGAUUUUCAUUUUAUGUGGAAUCUAUUUCAUAUUCUCCAAAAGAAGGGAAAAGAAAGCAGCAUCAGUCACACCUCAUCCCAAACAUGGAGACAUAUUCAAGAUUUGGAACUUCGAUGGCAACAUCGCCUAUCAAGACAUCAUUGAAGCAACACAAGACUUUGACUUCAGAUACUGCAUUGGAACUGGAGGCUAUGGGAGCGUCUACAGAGCCCAACUGCCCACCGGAAAAGUUGUUGCUGUUAAGAAGCUUCACAGAUUUGAAGGAGAUAAUCCUACUUUUGACUCCUCUUUUAGGAAUGAAGCCAAGGUUCUCUCUCAGAUUCGCCAUCGCCAUAUUGUCAAGCUUUUUGGUUUUUGUCUACACCAACGGAGCAUGUUUCUCAUCUACGACUACAUGGAUAGAGGAAGCCUGGAUCAGCGUCUCGUUGAGGUCCACCGGAUAUGCGCUGCUUUCGCUGCUCGUGUAAGCACCGGCUUCGGUGGUCCUCGUCCUCUUUGGCACAGUGGCAGAAUCCCGCCUUCACUUCUCGACUCCGCCGAGAAUAGGUUGACUUGCUUCUUCACCUGA
Molecule: messenger RNA, 1074 nt
Organism: Salvia splendens (bonfire salvia)
Lineage: Eukaryota; Viridiplantae; Streptophyta; Magnoliopsida; Lamiales; Lamiaceae
Product: MDIS1-interacting receptor like kinase 2
Exons: 4
Coding region: 1-1074 (357 amino acids)
Biological process (GO): protein phosphorylation
Molecular function (GO): protein binding; ATP binding; protein kinase activity
Source: RefSeq, a predicted model, not a curated record